UUGUGAAUGAAGCUCCACGGAACAGCCCUCCUGGGGUCCCCCGGCGCCGCGGCCCGCUGUACUCGGGUGCCUGGGCAGCAGCGUCCGCGGCCGUGGUGGACGCGAGCGGUCACCCCGGGCAGCCCCAGCUGCCCGAGGCAGCACUGUCGUGUCGGCAGCGCCAGCGGGCUGCGGGCACCUGGGGGCGGGCUGGGGGGCGCCGGCAGCGGCAGGAGGCGCUGUAGCCAGGGCUGCGGCGCGGGUUCCGCGGCGGCCGCUGGAGGGAGCGGGGCAGGCGCGGUGGGCCCGGCCACUCCUCCAGCUCCUGCGCGGCCGCCUCCUGCCGGGCUCGGCCGGCGCCCGCCGUCCCCACAGCUCCACUCCGCGCUCACUGUUCCGAGCGCCCGCGCGCGGGGCUGGCGGGGGCUUCGGCGGGCGCGCGGGGCCAUGCUUGUGGCCCCCUAACGGACCGCGGCCGCCUCCAUGAAGCGGAAGAACGAGCGGCGGCCAAACUGGGCCGCCGCGCCCCCCUGCUCGCGGCGCGGCUCGUCGUCCUCGUUGGGAGUGAAGAAGAUCCGCAGCUCCACGUCGCAGGAACUGCAUCACCUGGACCAGCCGGAGGACCUGUACCUGGACAUCACCGAUCGCCUUUGUUUUGCCAUUCUCUACAGCAGACCAAAGAGUUCAUCAAAUGUACAUUAUUUCAGCAUAGAUAAUGAACUUGAAUAUGAGAACUUCUACGCAGAUUUUGGACCACUCAAUCUGGCAAUGGUUUACAGAUAUUGUUGCAAGAUAAAUAAGAAAUUAAAGUCCAUUACAUUGAUAAGGAAGAAAAUUGUUCAUUUUACUGGCUCUGAUCAGAGAAAACAAGCAAAUGCUGCUUUCCUUGUUGGAUGUUAUAUGGUUAUAUAUUUGGGGAGAACUCCAGAAGAAGCAUAUAGAAAAUUAAUGUUUGGAGAUACAUCCUAUAUUCCUUUCAGAGAUGCUGCCUAUGGGAGCUGCAAUUUCUACAUUACACUUCUCGACUGUUUUCAUGCAGUGAAGAAGGCAAUGCAGUAUGGCUUCCUUAAUUUCAACUCAUUUAACCUUGACGAAUAUGAAUACUAUGAAAAAGCAGAAAAUGGAGAUUUAAAUUGGAUAAUACCAGAUCAAUUUAUUGCCUUCUGUGGACCUCAUUCAAGAACCAGACUUGAAAGUGGUUACCACCAACAUUCUCCUGAGGCUUAUAUUUCCUAUUUUAAGAAUCACAACGUUACUACCAUUAUCCGUCUGAAUAAAAGGAUGUAUAAUGCCAAACACUUUACAAAUGCUGGUUUCGAUCACUAUGAUCUUUUCUUUGCGGAUGGCAGCACACCUACUGAUGCCAUCGUCAAAGAAUUUCUGGAUAUUUGUGAAAAUGCCGAGGGUGCCAUUGCAGUACAUUGUAAAGCUGGCCUUGGACGAACGGGUACUCUGAUAGCCUGCUACAUUAUGAAGCAUUACAGGAUGGCAGCAGCUGAGACCAUUGCUUGGAUCAGAAUCUGUAGACCUGGCUCAGUGAUUGGGCCUCAGCAACAAUUCCUGGUGAUGAAACAGGCAAGCCUCUGGUUGGAAGGUGACUAUUUUCGUCAAAAGUUACGGGGUCAGGAGAAUGGAAAACACAGAGCAGCUGUCUCAAAACUCCUCUUGGCUGUUGAUGACAUUUCAAUCAAUGGGGUCGAGAAUCAAGACAAGCAAGAACCUGAACUGUACAGUGAUGACGACGAAAUCAGUGGAGUGACCCAAGGUGAUAGACUUCGGGCCCUGAAAAGCAGAAGACAAUCAAAAACAAACACUGUUCCCCUCACAUGUUCCCUAGCUGUGGUGACCUCUGCACUGUGUAGUGUUGUCAUCUGGUGGAUUGUUUGUGACUACAUUCUCCCCAUCCUGCUAUUGUGUCUCGAUGGUUUCAGAACACAGUAGCCGUCAGGACCCUUUGACAAAUAGCUGUUGUUCCCUCCAUUUCAAGGACUAAAACAGUCUUGCGUUAAGUAAAAACCUGUGACCAGAACUGAAGGAAGACUCUAGGAACAGAAAACUACAACAGGACUUAGCACAAUUUAUUUGGAAACAAAACAAAAUUGCAAAAGCCUUAGCUGCUUUCCACCUAAGAAGUUUAUUCAAUGAAGAAAAUGUCCACUGGAGUUUAAGUAACUACACGAGUUUGGGUACCAGUGAGGACUUUGAAGACGGCCCAACUCUCCAUUUGUAGAAAUAUCUCAAGUUGAACAACAAAAGAGCUGUUGUAAAUUUAGUCUCAGGUGUAAAUAUCAAAGCCCUUUGUUCUCAGGAGGGCUGGCCACUCUGUGUGGUGCAUGUGUGUCCCUGUGGUGGCAAUCGUUUUAGCUGCUGGCCUUCAGAAGAAUUGAGGAUCUUAUGGAGGUUUUUUAUCUAUUUAUUUUCUGUUCGCCCUGUGUUGAAAUUUGUAAAGCUAAAACAGGCAUUACUGAAAAUGGUACUUUCUGUAAUUUGAUACUAUUUGGUGUAAUCAUCUUCAUUUUAAUAUUUGUGAUACUGUUGUAACGUUAACUCUGUUAAGUACCCAAGCUGCUUGUCUUCCACCAAAGAGUGCUUUAUUAACACGAUUCUGUGAAAACCACGUUUGAAGACUUGGCUUUUGUGACAAAAAGUGGUAGGUACGCUGGUAACCUAAAACUUGCAGGAGAGUAUUAAACAGUAACUUUAGAAGUCUCAGGAGGAGGAACUGACUUCGGAGUUGGAAGAUUGUUGUCAGUCAUUCCUUUUUGUGUCACUUAAGGACUGAAGAAUUCCAAGGCUGCCCACUAUUUAUUUGGUUGCCCAGUCAUACAAAUUAAAAUCAUAUUUCCUGCCAUGCUGAAAAAUACCCCACACUUUUGGUGUUGCCGCUUGGAAACAGUGGUUCCACAUAAUGAUGGCUUAAAAAAACACUUACUGCUUUUUUAGGGUCUUUCUCUGUGGACUUUUUUUAUGUGACUGGCCUAAGGCCCUUCACACACCUGUUGACUUCAGUGACAGUUAUCCACAUCUGGAUUUCAGUUAUUUGUAAAUAAGACACUCACUGUUGCCUUUGGUUAGGGAAUAAACUCCUUGUAGAGUGCCUUCUCCCUCCCCCCCUAGAGAAACACAGCAGAGACUGUGUCUGUGAUGUAAAGCAAUCAUAAAAACAGUUUAUUUGCUGCUAAAAAAAAAAAAAAAAUUAAAAAAAAAUGGGACCCAAAAUAAAAUAAUAUUUUGCAAUCACCUUGGUGGCUUCUAUAAGAAGUGAAUGGUUUUAGUUAUUGCUAAGCAGUGUUGGCCUAUCCUGGUUAGUUGAAUGGGGCGGGAUACAGUAUUGAAAGGCAAAAGGCUUUCACAUUACAGGAUCAAUGAAUCGGGUUAGUACACAAUUCCAUUUUGAAAAGCUGCCUUUAAAACAAAACUGAGGAAUAAGAAGUGCUUGGAGCAAACAGAUUGAGGUCUGUUAAUGCAAAAAUAAUUGGAGACCUUGGCUCCAUUGUGGUAUCUAUUUUCUUGGAGUAAUUAUAAGUUUGACUAGCUUUGAGGGGAGAUGGAAGAUGCCAUUGUUUUGGCGCGAAGAAUAGCUUUCCCCAUCAGGCACUAAGGGGGUGGGGCCUGCCAGCUUCUACACACUGGGGACUAGAUCUCAGAGAAACGUUGCUUUUCUGACCCUGGGAGUUCAUAGUUAUCAGUUCUUGUACCUGAUGGGAAGACAGCUUUCAGUAAGCUUUGGGUGGGAGGAGAAACAUUCCGUUGGCUGCAUUGUGCUGGAAGACAGUACUAAUAUUCAAACUGCCCAGGCAUAAAAUAUUGAAUUCUCAGGGCAACUCUUCUUCCCUUUAGACUUUUAAAGGCCAUAUCCUGCAUAAAUAAUCCAGGUAGCUGUGAAAAUCAAAUUUCCAUCUGAACCCUCCUUGCUUUGGCUUUCUAUUAUGUCAGAACAAGUAAAUAUGCUGUCCACUCCUAGCAAAUAAGCCAUUUGGUGUCUUGGCCAAGAGUGAAAAUUUGGGCUUCAGUGUGUUAACCACAGUACUUUUUUUUUUUUUUUUUUUACAAAUUGCCUUUCUGUGUUGGCUGCUCACAUUUCCAGCUAGAAUUGCUGUCACUGUGGCUUUUUCUAAGAAUCCCUGUAUGUAACAGGCUUGUUACUGAAAUUAGUUGUAGGGAACUAGUGAUUUGAUAAAGAAUCAUUUCUUAGAAUACACAAAGGACAUAGCACAGUGUUAAACGUACGGGGGACAUAUCUAGAAUCCAGGAAGUCUCUGGAUCAAACUGAUGGAAAGUUCUUCCUGCUAUGAAUAAGAGGGACUCUUCCCUCGCUCCCCUCAGAUGAACCUUCAACACACCCAGAAUCUUCUGAAAUUCUAAUUUCGAGUCUUUGUUGUCGAAGACCUUGUUGCUGUGGAAUAUGAAACAGGGCAUGUCAAGUGGGGAGCUUCCUUUAACUUAAGAGCCUUAAAUAGCUUUGAAAGUACACCAGGACAGUUUCCAUUGGAAUUAAAGUUAGAAGUGAAUAUUUUUAGGUGCCCUUGAAGCUUUCUGGGGACUCAGGUCAAGAGUCAGGGGCAGUCCAAUGGAAGGCUGUCUGCAAAACUGGGUACCUAAAGGUGUAGACAGACUGCUGCAUUGUGUUGCUAAAGAAAAACUAGGAACCUCUGACCUGUCCGCGAGCAAGGCUGGCCUUGAGCAGUGCCUCACUGAAACAAGUAGCCUUACUUGUCACGUGGCGCUUCGUCUUGGUGCAUGCUGCUCUUCUAGUCUCCACAAUUGUUCUGUUCCAAAUUUGACUCCCUCAGCCCGUCACCCAUCUGCUUCCUUCCCUGCUCUCCUCCCCUUCUCAGGGGGUGAUUUCUACCUCUUUUCCUGGGCCCAGACAAGUUUUAGACGAGUUCCCCAGAAUAGUCACCUGGCGAAGGUGUGUCCCUUGGGCGCCUGAUCCCCGGCCCCGUGGGCUGCACGGACCCUCCCGUUGUCUGGCCGGUGUUGUGCCAAGAACUCCAGGAGCUUUUCCUUGGCUUGAAUCAACUGUUUAUGACAAAGGAGCGAUGAACCCCUCUGAUGUUUGGUCUAAAAGUAGCUUAACUGCUUCUCUUCAUGCAUUUUUAAAAAUAAUUAUUGCAUUUUGGAAAGCAGUGCUCACCACAAACAACUUUAGAAAUGUAUUUUAAUUCUUUAAUAGCUGUCCCCCACUGAAGUUGUCCAUGAGAAGCUAGCUGCUGCUUUUCCAUUUCUCCUAAAUCUGAGUAUUCUCCAUGUCGCUCCGUGGAAAUACUACAGGUGUGUUUAGAAGACUGGACAGUUCACUCAUCCUGUGUAGGAAAUUACCUCCUUAAUUGCCUAGUAGGAUUAAAUGUCAGCAGACAUGUUCAUCUGAUUAUAGUACUGCAAUUUUAUAUUAAUAAUUUGCAGGCUUUUAUCUACCCUACACUCAUGUACAGAUUAUUAAAAGUUUUUAAAUGUAACCGAUUAAUCGAUAUUUGAUCAAUCAUUGUCUUGAUUUUUUUAAAAUUAAAAUGUAUAUUUCUAAUCAUAUUUUAUAAUGUUGAAAGAACUGGUUGAAUGAAUGUUUAUUUUCCUGAAGGUAUUUUUAAGAUAAAGCUUCACAAUGGCCUGUAAACUUUGCAUAUCUGUGUAGUUUGAUACGUAUUGUUGCAUUCGAAAAUUGCGUGCAUUGUACCUGGUUUUAUACAAAAUACUGAAUAAUGGAAAUUGUAUAAUUAUUAUAAUGUAAUUAAAAGUAUUAACCAAAUGA
This is a messenger RNA of Rhinolophus ferrumequinum (greater horseshoe bat), 5728 nucleotides long. It is a transcript of the gene CDC14B, whose product is annotated as cell division cycle 14B. Gene Ontology annotation, cellular component: spindle pole; centrosome; nucleolus. Gene Ontology annotation, biological process: positive regulation of cytokinesis; cilium assembly; regulation of exit from mitosis. The transcript has 14 exons. Gene Ontology annotation, molecular function: protein tyrosine/serine/threonine phosphatase activity; protein serine/threonine phosphatase activity. The record is from RefSeq and is a predicted model, not a curated record. Lineage: Eukaryota; Metazoa; Chordata; Mammalia; Chiroptera; Rhinolophidae. The coding region runs from base 463 to 1920 and encodes 485 amino acids.